Molecule: messenger RNA, 494 nt
Organism: Helianthus annuus (common sunflower)
Lineage: Eukaryota; Viridiplantae; Streptophyta; Magnoliopsida; Asterales; Asteraceae
Product: anaphase-promoting complex subunit 11-like
Exons: 3
Biological process (GO): protein ubiquitination; positive regulation of mitotic metaphase/anaphase transition; anaphase-promoting complex-dependent catabolic process
Cellular component (GO): anaphase-promoting complex; nucleus
Molecular function (GO): ubiquitin protein ligase activity; cullin family protein binding; zinc ion binding
Source: RefSeq, a predicted model, not a curated record
UUGCCGUUGUUUGCGCUCUUUCUUAACCAAUUGCCUACGAACUUCGGGUGGACCCACAAAACAGAAUGGCAUGCGGUAGCUUCAUGGACAUGGGGUGUUGAUGAUGAAACAUGCGCGAUAUGUAAGAGGGCUUUUGAUGGUUGUUGUGAUGCUUGUAAACUCCCUGGUGAUGACUGCCCACCAAUAUGGGGUGCUUGCAAUCACGCGUUCCAUCUUCACUGCAUUCUGAAAUGGGUGCAUUCACAGACUCCCCAGGCACACUGUCCUUUGUGCCGUAGAGAAUGGCAGUUUAAAGAAUGAACUUGGAAGUUAUCAUAUCCUUUAAUAAUCAAAUAUAUUUAAUGUAUGCCGACAAACAUUGUGAUUUGAACUUUGCCUGAUUACUACAUGAAUUCAUUGUUGCUAGCUUUUAAAUUCAUCUGCUAUCAAUGGUGGGAUAAAGCUGUUACAUGGGCAACUUUUGAUUAAAGUUUCAGUUCUUUUUGUUGGUCUAA